GUUACAAAUGGCAAAGGAUAUGGAGUAUGGAAAUGACCAAUAUGCCCCUAGUAAAGACUACCAAGACCCACCUCCAGCACCACUUAUUGACCCUGAGGAACUUGGAAAAUGGUCAUUUUACAGAGCUAUUAUUGCUGAAUUUAUUGCCACACUUUUGUUUCUAUACAUUACUGUACUCACUGUGAUUGGCUACAAGAGCCAAAGUGAUGGUGACCAAUGUGGUGGUGUUGGCAUUCUUGGCAUUGCUUGGGCCUUUGGUGGCAUGAUUUUUGUUCUUGUUUAUUGCACAGCUGGCAUUUCUGGUGGACAUAUUAACCCUGCUGUGACAUUUGGACUCUUGUUGGCCAGAAAAGUGUCAUUAGUGAGAGCAAUUUUUUACAUAGUAGCACAAUGCUUAGGAGCUAUUUGUGGUUGUGGUUUAGUGAAGUUAUUUCAAAAGGCUUAUUAUGUUAAGUAUGGUGGUGGUGCUAAUGAACUUGCUGUUGGUUACAACAUAGCCACUGGAUUAGGUGCUGAAAUUAUUGGCACUUUUGUUCUUGUUUACACUGUUUUUUCUGCUACCGAUCCCAAGAGAAAUGCCAGAGACUCUCAUGUUCCUGUAUUGGCACCACUUCCAAUUGGAUUUGCUGUAUUUAUGGUUCAUUUGGCCACUAUUCCAAUUACUGGAACUGGUAUUAACCCAGCUAGAAGUUUUGGAGCUGCUGUAAUUUAUGGCAAAAAUAAAUCAUGGGAUGACCAAUGGAUUUUUUGGGUUGGACCUUUUAUUGGUGCUGCAAUUGCUGCAAUAUAUCAUCAAUAUAUUUUGAGAGCUGGAGCAUCCAAAUCAAUUAAUUCAUUCAGAAGCAAUGCAUAAUAAUAAGAAUUAAUAUAAGCUAUACUGGCAAUUAUUAUUAAUUUUAAAAUGUGCCAAAAUAUUGU
Molecule: messenger RNA, 918 nt
Organism: Solanum lycopersicum (tomato)
Lineage: Eukaryota; Viridiplantae; Streptophyta; Magnoliopsida; Solanales; Solanaceae
Product: aquaporin PIP2-1-like
Biological process (GO): transmembrane transport
Cellular component (GO): plasma membrane
Molecular function (GO): water channel activity
Source: RefSeq, marked provisional